Molecule: messenger RNA, 1010 nt
Organism: Amphimedon queenslandica
Lineage: Eukaryota; Metazoa; Porifera; Demospongiae; Haplosclerida; Niphatidae
Exons: 2
Coding region: 77-988 (303 amino acids)
Source: RefSeq, a predicted model, not a curated record
AUGAUUGCUUCGAUGAGUAUGAUACACACAGACCUGGUUGUAUUGCUAUUGUCUUUUGUCAGUUGAACUUGAAGUCAUGGCUGAAAAUCCUGGACAUAUUCUCAGCUAUUAUAACUUGGUAGCUAACUACAUAAUUGUCAUCCCUCUAGCCAUUUUACUGGUGGUGUCCAUUGUAUACAAUAUACUGGUUGGCUUUUCUACAAAAUGGAUGUAUGCCAAUGCGUGGAUCAAGGAAGGAUAUACUCGUGAAAAUCCUCCUCCAAUGGAUUCCUCAUACUGGGAUGAGCUGUUUAUUGUUAACAUUAAAAUAAGCAACUAUUUGCUUGGAAGCACAGUUGCUUUGAGUGAGAGUAAGGAUGGUUAUUAUAAGUUGCUUAUUCAUGACUAUGAGGUCUACAUGCCAUUGGCCAUUGUGUUGAUACAGGUCUCAGAGCUUGCUGUCAUGAUAGUAUCUCUGGCUCUAUUUUUUGAUACUCUUGUUUUGCAGGUAUCUAGUGAGUGCGUGACUGGUGUUGAUUGCUUUUACUUCAAUGAAACAAACAGUAAAGCAUUACCAAUUGAUUGUGAUUCGCCGGAUUUUAAUAAGACCUUGAAACUGACUUGUUUUCGCAUUGUGUUUGAUCCCAUAGCAGCUGCAGUUUCAGCUGGAGGCUUCCUCAAAGUUGUCCCACAAGUUGCUUUUGCAUUGCUUACAUUCCAGUACAUCAAGUAUCUCAACUUAGCAAAGAAGAGGCUUAAGCUUAAAAUCAAGCAUGGCAGCAUUAUAGUGCAUGCAAUGGCUGCUGGUGCUGUGUGUGCAGGUUUCGUUGCUCUUGGUUUAGCUGCAUUGCUCUUUGUUAUAUAUAGAUUACAGGAUGCCCCAUCAGCUAAUCCAAUUGUUGAAAUUGUAGUUUAUCUCAUCUUUCUUAUGUAUUUUGCAAUGGCGGCAUUCCUUUGGUAUAUAAUUCCAUUUCAAUACACAGCUUCUGUCGGUCAAGAGAAGGACUGAUGCUUUGUGCCAUUUUUUUGAU